AUGAUAGCAUUACUUGAGCGCUACUAUGAUGCAACAUCUGGUUGCAUUCAUAUAGAUUCGGAACCAUUGAAAUCUCUGAACCCCCUUCUUUAUCGUCGACACAUCGCACUGGUGCAGCAGGAGCCAACCUUGUAUCAAGGAACAGUCCGAGAGAACGUCCAGCUCGGCUUCGAGCCCGGCGACCAUGGCGAAGAGGCACUCCCCGACGACGAGAUGGUCGAAGCGGCACUGCGGGCGGCGAACGCCUGGGACUUUGUCAUCUCCCUUCCAGAAGGCCUCAACACACCAUGCGGACCCAGUGGAUCCCAGCUCUCUGGUGGUCAGCGUCAGCGCCUCGCCAUAGCGCGGGCGCUGAUACGUGAUCCAAACGUCAUCCUGCUGGAUGAGGCGACCUCGGCCCUCGACACCGAGUCGGAAAAGGUGGUGCAGAUGGCACUGACCGAUGCAAGAUCUACGCGGAAUCGUAUUACUAUUGCAGUGGCGCAUCGUCUUAGUACGAUUAGGGAUGCGGACGUUAUUUGCGUAUUUUACGAUGGAAGAAUUGUUGAAAAGGGCACCCAUGACGAGCUCUUGAGUCUGGGGAAGAUGUACAAAGGUAUGUGUGAGGCACAGAGCUUGGAUAGAUAG
Messenger RNA from Diaporthe batatas, 627 nucleotides. RefSeq lists its product as uncharacterized. Bases 1 to 627 code for a protein of 208 amino acids. Gene Ontology annotation, molecular function: ATPase-coupled transmembrane transporter activity; ATP binding; ATP hydrolysis activity. Lineage: Eukaryota; Fungi; Ascomycota; Sordariomycetes; Diaporthales; Diaporthaceae. The transcript has 2 exons. Gene Ontology annotation, biological process: transmembrane transport. The record is from RefSeq and is a predicted model, not a curated record.